AUGUUGAAAUCGCUUCAGCACGAUAGCAACAGUGCACCUUCGGAACAAGUAUCAUGGAAGGAACGUAGUGAAGCUGUAGUUGAAGCAUUUAGACACGCUUGGAAGGGGUAUACCAAGUAUGCGUGGGAAUAUCUACCAGUUAUCGCUCUUGGUAUGGAUGAACUUCACCCUGUCUCUCAAAGGGGUUCAAACUGGUUUGGCCUAGGUCUGACUAUAAUAGAUACUCUGGACACAGCCCUCAUAAUGAACCAGACCGAUAUAUUUGAACAAGCUAGAGAAUGGGUCAAAACAGACCUCAAGUUCUCAUCCGACGAGAAUGCUAAUGUAUUUGAAGUCACAAUACGUGUCUUGGGCGGUCUGCUGUCUACAUAUCAUCUCAGCAAUGACUCGAUGUUUCUGGGAAAGGCCGUCCUUUUAGCGGAAGCUCUAAUGCCAGCAUUCAGCACUGAAAGUCGAGUACCCCUGUCGUCUGUAAAUAUGGCCAAGAAGAAGGGAGUCGCUGCUCACUUUAGCGGUGGAGCUUCAAGUACUGCAGAAGUCUCUACAAUCCAGCUAGAGUUUAAGUAUCUGGCCCAGCUGACCAAAAAUCAAACGUACUGGGAUCUCGUAGAACAAGUCUCCGAAAUAUUAGAAAAGCUGCCAAAGGAAGACUCCCUAGUUCCCAUAUUUAUUGACAGCAAUACUGGUCAUUUUGUUGGUAGCGAGAUUCGGCUUGGCUCUCGUGGUGAUUCCUACUAUGAAUAUUUACUCAAGCAGUACCUUCUAACAAAUGGUACAGAGACAUCACAUAAAACACAAUUUGACGGCUCCAUGCAGGGGGUGAGAAAGCAUUUGCUUGGCAAAACUAAAGCAAAUGGUUUGACCUUUGUCGGAGAAAGACCGUCAGGAAUCACGGGUCACUUCAGCAGUAAAAUGGAUCAUCUAGUGUGUUUCUUGCCAGCAGUACUGGCUCUAGGAGCAACCGGUGGAAGACGAAUACCACAUGCGCAACGGCCCAUAUUGCUAAAUCAUCAGGAACGAGAAGACCUACUGUUGGCUGAGGAGCUGACAUUGAGUUGCUACGAAAUGUAUAGACAAACCAAGACAGGGCUCGCACCUGAGAUUGUACAUUGGAUUACUGACAGUGAAUCAGCAUCGAACGGAAUCGUGUCUCAAGAUGGUGACUUUUAUAUAGCUAGGAAUGACGUGUUUAAUCUCCUUCGGCCUGAAACCGUCGAAAGCUUGUUUACAAUGUGGCGUAUAACAGGAGACGAAAAGUAUCGAGAGAUGGGCUGGAAUAUCUUCCAAUCAUUCAACCAGUUUACCAGGGUGGAGACAGGCGGGUUUUCAAACAUUGAUGACGUGACUUCUGGCUCACCUAAGAAGACCGACAAGAUGGAAACCUUCUAUCUCGGAGAGACCUUGAAGUAUCUCUACUUGCUAUUUGCCGACGAAAACAUCAUUCCGCUGGAUCAAUACGUCUUCAACACAGAAGCACACCCAUUUCCUAUAUUUACACCUCCUUCAUCCUUUACAGAUAGCUGGAAGAGAGCAGGGCACUCUUAA
This is a messenger RNA of Synchytrium microbalum, 1545 nucleotides long. RefSeq lists its product as uncharacterized. Gene Ontology annotation, biological process: carbohydrate metabolic process; N-glycan processing. The coding region runs from base 1 to 1545 and encodes 514 amino acids. The record is from RefSeq and is a predicted model, not a curated record. Gene Ontology annotation, cellular component: endoplasmic reticulum; membrane. Lineage: Eukaryota; Fungi; Chytridiomycota; Chytridiomycetes; Synchytriales; Synchytriaceae. The transcript is spliced from 5 exons. Gene Ontology annotation, molecular function: calcium ion binding; mannosyl-oligosaccharide 1,2-alpha-mannosidase activity.